AUGGAUGCGUAUGAUAAAUUAGAAAAAAUAGGCGAAGGAACUUAUGGAGUUGUCUAUAAAUGUAUGGAACGUUCUUCAAAAGAAAUUGUUGCAGUUAAGAAGAUACGUAUGGAAAUGGAAGAUGAAGGUAUACCAGCAACAGCUAUCAGAGAAAUUAGUAUUUUGAAGGAACUAAACCAUCCAAAUAUAGUGAAGUAAUUGUUGAAUAUGCUUACAUGUUAAUUUUAAUAAUACCAUGGAUGUAUUUAAUCAAAAAAUAAUGUUUUGAUUUUAUAUUUAGCUUAAGGGAAAUUUUAAUGGACGAUUCACGAUUGUAUCUAGUAUUUGAGUUUGUUCCCAUGGAUUUAAAAAAAUUCAUUGAUUCCAGACCAAAAAAACAUUUAGAUGAAACUGUUACAAGAUCUUUUACUUAUCAGGUAAAUAUUAAUAAUAGUACAUAUGUAUAUUUAAAUACGUAUUCAAAUUUGAACAAAAAUAUAAUAUCAAUUUUUAUGUUGUAGUUAUUAGUUGCCAUCUACUUUUGUCAUGUAAGACGAAUUUUACAUAGAGAUCUAAAACCACAAAAUAUAUUAAUUGAUACUAAAAAUAAUGUUCUAAAAGUAGCUGAUUUUGGUUUGGGCCGUACUUUUGGUUUACCAAUUCGAGUCUAUACUCAUGAGGUAUUUGUUAAAUAUUUUGAUUUUAAAAUUAAAAAAAGAAAUAGUUUAUAGGUUAAGUUAGGUUUAUUAGAUACUUUAUUUCUUACAUUUAAUUAGAAUAAUUUGCUUAUAGGUAGUAACAUUGUGGUAUCGAGCUCCUGAAGUGUUAUUAAACACACAACGGUAUGGUUGUCCAAUCGAUGUGUGGUCUAUAGGAUGCAUAUUUGCAGAAAUGGCUCAUGGGAAGCCAUUAUUUCAAGGGGAUUCAGAAAUUGAUCAACUUUUUCGUAUUUUCAGGUACAUAUUAAAUCAAUUUAAUUCUUGUUUGAACAAAACAAAUAUAUAAUCUGACUGCUAGUAUUUUACACUUUUAUAUAUUUUUUUUAGGUACUGGUAGCAUUGAUUACUGAGUUCUUUUGACUACCACAUAAUUUCACUGAAACUCAAUGAUGCAUUUCCUUAUAUUGCAUUAUAGCUAAUUAUAUAUUGUAUAAUUUAAUAUCAAGUCUGAAUAUUUUUAACUAAUUAAGCAGUGGAUGGGUGUCAAAGAUAGAUAAGAAUUGACAUUAAAAUCUCUAUUUUUAAAAAACUUAUAAUACUAUUUUAUUUUUUUUCAUUGGUUUCAUAUUUAAUUAAUUUAACAUUGUUGUGUUUAAAAUAUUAUCUGUUCAAAUGAGUAAUAAGUUUCAAACUUCUCAUAAUAUGCUGUCAAAUGUAAAAUAUUUUUUUGUUUUAAUCCAGUUAAAAAUAAUUGUAGGGACCUGCAAUUGUAACCAAAUACUUAUAAUUUUUUCUGUAUAAGUAUCUAGGUACUCUUUUCACUUCUAGUUUGAGUUUAUUUUUAGAAAAAAAAAUUCUACAAAUUAUCAAAAUAUUUGAUUAUAUUUCAAAAUUAAAAUUGGUCAAGUGGUAAUGAUGAUUGUAUAGUUUUAUAUUAAAUUUUGUAUUGGUUAGUAAAAAUCCUUACUCCUUUUUUCUAAUGGGUAUCGGUUGUGUAUUUGUAGACAAAUCUUCAGUUAAAAUUUUUGAAAUGGGUCAUUGAACUUUUUUUAAUUAUGCACAUUCAUUUUUAGGAUUUUGACUACUCCAAGUGAAGAUACAUGGCCGGGCGUUUCUGAGCUGAAAGAUUAUAAACCCACAUUUCCUACAUGGAGUGAUAAUAUAUUAAAUGAUUCAGUCAAGAACAUGAAUAAUGAUGGAUUGGAUUUACUACAGGUAAUUAAAUUAAUACAAUAAUUUUUCUCAAGAAUUUAUCUAAUAAAAUUAAUUUUCUUUCAGAAAAUGUUAGUUUAUGAUCCUAAUAAACGCAUCAAUGCUAGAGAUGCACUUCAACAUCGUUACUUUAAAGAUUUAAAUAAAAAUACUGUACCUGCUCUUCCAGAAAUUAAAUUUUAA
Molecule: messenger RNA, 2033 nt
Organism: Cinara cedri
Lineage: Eukaryota; Metazoa; Arthropoda; Insecta; Hemiptera; Aphididae
Source: the annotation of a GenBank genome assembly